CGAAGGUAGCGGGUCUCAAAACCGAGGAGCCUUUUCCUUGGCAAUUGAAGACAUGGAUCUGCACGAAUUCAAAUUUCAAGAUCUUCUUGGGGAAGGUCGCUCUGGGCGUGUGUUUCGUGCGGACUGGCGAGGAGAGUCAGUAGCGAUAAAGAUAUGCGACUUGUAUCAGCACCCGGAGUACGAGGAGGAGAUGCUCACGGAGGUGGCUGCAUACAAAGCCCUGGAGGGUCUUCAAGGAGACUCUAUUCCUCGGUUCAAGAUCGGUGGAUACUACGGUGGUAUGUUCAGCAUUGUUACGGAGGUCGCUGGCUCCCCAUUGGAGGUAGGCAAGCUAAGCCAGGAGGAGCGCUGGAAGAUCGUUGACAAGCUGUCGCUCAUCCACAUGCACGGCGUCUUGCAUAACGAUAUUCGACCGGAAAACAUCCUUGUUCGCCACGACGAUAACGGAAUUCAGGUCCGUUUUAUCGACUUUGCAUGGUCAAAGCGAACCAGCGACCAGCGUGAGCUCAAGAAGGAGAUCAUCAAAUUGAAAAUGCUACUUGAUCUUUUGACAGGAGAACCAUCUCCUCUCUAAAAAUGUCCAAAGUUACUGCAAGGGAUAGUGGAAGUCAUCAGCCAUGCCUGCGGGUGUUGCUGCUGUUCGGCGUUUUGGCUAGUCAAAUAAAACUCAAAGGUUU
Gamsiella multidivaricata is the source of this 677-nucleotide messenger RNA. RefSeq lists its product as uncharacterized. Lineage: Eukaryota; Fungi; Mortierellomycota; Mortierellomycetes; Mortierellales; Mortierellaceae. The record is from RefSeq and is a predicted model, not a curated record. Gene Ontology annotation, molecular function: ATP binding; protein kinase activity. Bases 191 to 574 code for a protein of 127 amino acids. The transcript has a single exon. Gene Ontology annotation, biological process: protein phosphorylation.